AUGUGCUCUGGCAAAGAUCCUGCCAAUGGCAGAAUCACCAUACCGAUGAACACCUUAGAGAUUGGCUUGUCGUCGGUGAGUUCUUUCAGAGCCUCCACAAAAAAGUUGGACGUUGGACCCAAACCGGCCACCGACACAAGAAGAGCAAUGAAACAGACUCUGAGAGGGAAGAACUCUUCUUUUUCGUCUGACUCGGACUCAGUGUCGGAGUCGGAAUCUGAAUCCGACGAGUCGGUGGCCUGGCUUUCCGAGAGCUCCCUGUCCUGUCUCUCCUUGAGCUUGAUUCUUUUCAUUGCUUUGAACUCCUCGUUGGUUGACACGAUCAGCGAGAUCACAGACAUCAUGCUGAGCAGCAACGUAAUACAGGUGAGGAAAAACAGGUGGUUGGCAAUACCUUUCACUGCGGUUUUGGCGAUCAGAGCACUAUCGAGACCGCCAAAGAAGAAACACGAGCCAAUCACAAGAAGGUUGUUGGAUAUCACCGAUCCAACAAGCGAAGUAAUGGUCAAAGUGGCGUCGUCCUUGGAAACCGUGGUACCGGAAAUGAUAAGUUCGACCAGAUUACCAAACGUGGCGUUUAAAAGAGCCCCCAGAGCAGGACCGACGUGGUGUUCUGCAUGCUCGGUAACGUUGGACAAAAUCUUGGCAAAGUACAUCAAUGCCAAGACCAAAGUGAUAACUGCUCCUAUAUCUUUCUUACGGGCGUAG
This is a messenger RNA of Ogataea philodendri, 708 nucleotides long. RefSeq lists its product as uncharacterized. The coding region runs from base 1 to 708 and encodes 235 amino acids. The transcript has 2 exons. Lineage: Eukaryota; Fungi; Ascomycota; Pichiomycetes; Pichiales; Pichiaceae. The record is from RefSeq and is a predicted model, not a curated record.